Alosa alosa (allis shad) is the source of this 896-nucleotide messenger RNA. RefSeq names its product TLC domain-containing protein 4-B-like. The transcript has 6 exons. Bases 1 to 780 code for a protein of 259 amino acids. The record is from RefSeq and is a predicted model, not a curated record. Gene Ontology annotation, biological process: lipid homeostasis. Lineage: Eukaryota; Metazoa; Chordata; Actinopteri; Clupeiformes; Clupeidae. Gene Ontology annotation, cellular component: membrane; endoplasmic reticulum.
AUGGCGAUGCUUAGCGUACCACUGGUGGUGGUCUCCUGCAGCUUCCUGGUGUUCCAGUGGCUGUUCCAUGGUGUCAGCCCAUGGCUGUUUUCAUGGCUCUGCCCUGCCUUCGUCCAUCUACCGCACACACACAGGAUGGAGUGGAACGCCAGAACAGUCUCUACGGUCCAUGCUCUUGUAGUGUCUCACUUCAGUCUGUAUAUAUUUCUAUUUGAUGAAGGCAUCAAUGAGAACCCUAUCUGGGGAGAUCCAACAUUGGUGAAGCUCAACGUUGCCAUAACAACUGGAUACUUACUCUCAGAUUUGCUCAUCAUGUUUUCCUCUUGGGAGAUUACUGGGGACAAACUCUUUGUGUUGCAUCACCUAGCGGCUCUGUAUGCCUACUCAUAUGUCCUGGACCAAGGCAUAUUGCCCUAUUUUGCCAACUUUCGCCUUUUAUCAGAGUUCUCCACUCCUUGUGUAAACCAGCGAUGGUUCUUCAAAGCGCUGGGUUACCCCAAGACCUCUGUGCCAAACCUGGCCAAUGGUGCACUGAUGGCAGCCAUAUUUUUCUUGGUGAGGCUUGCUGUGCUUCCAGUCUACUACUACCGCGUCUUUGGAGUCUAUGGCACACAAGCCUACCACCUGCUGUCCACUGGGGGCCGUUUGGCAUGGCUGCUGUCCAGCCUCUGUCUUGACCUACUGAACAUGCUCUGGAUGCGGCGUAUCUGGAAGGGAUGCCUGCGGGUCCUCCACUCCUACAGAGGGGUCAGGGGUCAGCCCGGCUUCAAGACAGACUGAAUCUAUGUUUGUGACUCUAUGUCUUGGCAGACAGAAACUGUAGCUUCAACGUCACUGUAAUGUUGCGAUGUGAAUCUAUGUUUUGGCAGACAGGAACUGUAGCUUUAAUGUCAUUG